AUGUCCACACACAUGCACGCGGGCACGCGCUCGUCUGCCGUGGUACAGCAGUCUCAUAGCGUCCGACGGACAGACCAGGGCUCCGUCAUGACUGUGUGUCCAGAGCUGUUGAUCCUGAUGGUCGUCUGCAUGCAAGAUGGACAUCCGUUCUCUCCCCCUGCACCCAGUGACACCAGAACAUCCGUCACUGGCAACAUCGCCACAAGGCCCAGUAAGCCAUGCACCAGCAUCAUCACGCACGACCGCCGCCAUCUUGACGAAGCUUGUGUCGAGGGUAUCCACCCUACUUCUGUUGUUCCGGCCCGCACUGGAGGUCUCCAGACUGAUGCCAGAAACUCUUCCAGACCUGAAAGCAGAGUUGGUCUCCCACUCAGCACAGAGAACAUAUUCUCAGCCAACCAUCAACACCGAAACUACGAUUUCUACAGCCAUUCAACGAAGGAGCCACGCAUUUCAUUCGAUACAUACAGAAGACCAGAAUUCUACUUCCCGUUACCACGAAAACGAUUAAACACAGGAGGAACAAGUUCUUAUGCUUCAGAAGCAAAGCGUCCCAACAGACGCCAUGAAACAGCAGAGCAGAGUGCACUUUACACACGGCUCGGGGCAAAUCCAACGAGACAGGGAGAUGCAACACACCAGUUCGAGUCCCGGAUUUACCCGUACAGAGUGGGUCCAGAUAAGUCUAAGACUUCCCUGGAUACAUAUUCCCACUCUCAUGAAAUUUCCGUGGGAAACCCACCUCACGGUGUUAUCUCUUAUAGUCACGAAGCGUUCAAAGCAGAGCCACCCCCACAUGCAAUGCCACCAGCACACAAAAUCACUCAUGGCUACAGUUAUGUAGAACCCUACCACGACCCACAGGAGCACCACCUGCAGGACUACCACUACGACCAUUCUUAUGAUUCGUAUGACUACGUUCACCACACUGACGUACCGGAGAAACCAACCACCNGGGCAAGUGCCUUACAAUUUCCUGACUCACCCUCCGGAGAGGAAUUUGCGUGA
Messenger RNA from Cryptotermes secundus, 1008 nucleotides. RefSeq lists its product as uncharacterized. The record is from RefSeq and is a predicted model, not a curated record. NCBI's taxonomy places the organism in Eukaryota, Metazoa, Arthropoda, Insecta, Blattodea, Kalotermitidae. The transcript has 4 exons. The coding region runs from base 1 to 1008 and encodes 335 amino acids.